Messenger RNA from Opisthorchis viverrini, 667 nucleotides. RefSeq lists its product as hypothetical. Gene Ontology annotation, biological process: sleep; regulation of synaptic transmission, cholinergic; positive regulation of voltage-gated potassium channel activity. NCBI's taxonomy places the organism in Eukaryota, Metazoa, Platyhelminthes, Trematoda, Opisthorchiida, Opisthorchiidae. The record is from RefSeq and is a predicted model, not a curated record. The transcript has 3 exons. The coding region runs from base 17 to 460 and encodes 147 amino acids.
CACGACUUCAAGUGCAAUGAGUAUAUUUCCUGUUGUGCUGAUUUGCAAUUUCAUCGUUCUAGUCAGCAAUGCCAUUCGAUGUUACCAGUGUGACAGCAACGAAGACGAUUCAUGCCCGGCACGACGGUUUUUCGACACUCGCCUAAACGCAAUGGUGGACUGCGGAAGUUUCCUUUCCCACUCUCCCGGAACAUUCUGUGUGAAGAUCUAUCAAGAAAGUACGGGAUGGAACAGCUGGAUUAAGAUAACUCGCCGAUGCGGAGCUCGUACGGAUUAUGGUUUGGCCUGGGGUUGUCGCUAUUGGUUCGAAGCCCAAGGGGUGUACAAGGAGGUUUGCUACUGUCAGGACCAAGAUGGAUGCAACAGUUCCAGUCGACUUUCUUUUCGUACACUAAACUACACACUGGUCGCCUUGUGUCUGAUUUGGAUCCUCAAACCCCGCAUUUGCUUUUCUAUAUAAAACGUAUUUUUAAGCGCGUAAUGUGGUAACCCAGUGAUUAUGCCGACCUUGGCUGCACAGCUCAAACUCCUGAUUUGCAUCUGUAUUUUGUCCGAAGUUGUUCUCCUACCUUGUCGCAUAAUGAUGAUUAUGUAUAAUUCCACUUUAUUCGUCUGCUUUGCACUGUGAUGUAUAUGAACAAGGCACUUUUAAUGAUUUGAUUCCCUG